This is a messenger RNA of Fusarium redolens, 953 nucleotides long. RefSeq lists its product as uncharacterized. NCBI's taxonomy places the organism in Eukaryota, Fungi, Ascomycota, Sordariomycetes, Hypocreales, Nectriaceae. The coding region runs from base 50 to 772 and encodes 240 amino acids. The transcript has 2 exons. The record is from RefSeq and is a predicted model, not a curated record.
UGCCGUAUCCUGUUGCUGACGGAACCGGCCACAAAACAAACAAGGGACAAUGUCUGAAGUUGCAGUACUUUCACAGUUCAACCUCUCUACCGACCCUCAUGCUCAAGUGCUCAUAUGCUGCCAUGACACAUGCCGCAUCGCCCUUCUCCCCAGUCCUGCCCAAGUCAGCGAGCAUCUCCGAAAGAAGCAUAACAUACCUGCUGCUGAGCGACGUCUGGUAACCGAUCUCUUGAAGGCCCGUAUAUCGCUACUACAGAGCCCAUCCAAGGCUCCUAUUCGACAAGAUGGGGCAGCCUACGACCCGAACCUGCAUCUUGUUCACGGGUUUAGGUGCCAGUUCUGCAACGAACGUACGGCUAGCUCCCAAGUCAUGUCUCGUCACAUGACCCCGGCACACGAGAAGCAAAGAUUACAGCUGGGAGUGCGUAGAAAAGCCAUGUACGAACCUGUAUUCCUGCAAGCGUGGACUAAAAGUCCCUCGGGAGGACGUUACUGGAUUGUCGAAUAUGGCGGGUCUACAAUCAGACCAGUCGGGGGCAAGGAAGUUUGCGACCAUCUUGAGGGUGUUUUCGAGCGCGAGAGAGAACGACAAAAAGACCUGUUAGGCGGGGGCUCAGCGAAUGGGAAUGUGACUACUAGGGACUCACGAACCACAUCAUUCACGGAUCUCAGGCCCUGGCUGGAGAGAACCGGAUGGGAACGGACUUUUGAAGGACGCUGCACCCUCUCCUGCAACUUUAAGUCGGGGGCUGAUACUGGAGGGCGGUGGUAGUCGCGGUGGCCCUGUUCGUCCCGACGAACAAACAACAAGCUCGGCGGAUGAUGAACGCAAAAUCACUGCUCUUAUUACCGCCGUGGAUUUGGUAAUGAGCCGCUGCGAGCAAACGGCACGGACAACAAGCAGAAGUCUUCUGUGUUGGUUGCGUAGUGUACGCCCCCACGGGUGUUAUGCG